AUGGCUCAAGUGCAAGAACUUUCGUAUACAUUUCCAAAGCUGUUCGACUAUAAUUAUGCGUCCUGGAAACUCGACAUAAAGUGUGUUUUGAUUGAUAGAAAUUGUUACGAGUUUGUUACAAAUGCUGAAGAAGUCAAAUGUGAUGACGCUGCGUCUGAACGAGAUAAAAGAGACUUUGAAUGGCGUAAACGAAGGGCUUAUACCACCAUUUAUCAAUCCGUAGAAAGGAAAUUUCAAAUUCUCAUCGCACAAACUGAAAGUGGAAAGGAAGCCUGGGAAAUUCUGAAGUUAAAUUUCGAACCGACAUCCCGAGCACGUUUAGCUGGAUUAUUGGAUGAAUUCUUUGAACUGAAAUUUAACCCGAGAGAAGAAACUGUUGGUUUAUUUUGCAAGAAAGUGGAAGAAAAAACGCUACAAAUAAGAGAUGCUGGUUUUGACAUGCCAGAGUUGUUACUGUGUUUCCAACUUAUACGCCGUUUACCCGAAGAAUAUGAUAACUUAGUUCAAAUACUGUACAGAUUAGAAGAUAAAGAUUUUACGCUGGAAAAUGUAUCGAAGCAACUUAUCACCGAGUAUGGAAGAAUUUGUUUGAAACGCAAAGAUGAAGGGAAAAUUAUAGCUGAUGCAUACACGACAAAAUAUAAGUCUCCUGACGAGAAACCUCCAAUGCAAAAGAAUUUCGGAAAUAGAAAGCCAUCGUCUUCAAGCAGUGGAAGCGACCUGGAUCCUCGAAAAAAUUGGAAUUCUUCACGACUUAAUCGUAUGGGGCCGAAACUUAGGUGCAAUAACUGCGGGAAACUAAAUCAUUCGGAAGAAAAAUGCUUCAAGAAAUCCAGAGAUCUCGAGAGGAAACAAGCUUUAUAUUGCGAGUCUACAAAACAGACUGAAUUAGCUUUCAACACUUCAUCCAUUGAUAAAAAGAUAGUAGAAUUUCUGAUAGACUCUGCAUCGACUUCACAUUUUGUAAAUGACAAAGAACUCUUUAGUACUUACCAAGAUAUUCCUCAUCAAAAAGUACUGAUUGGUGACAAAGACAGUUCCUCCGAAGUCCACGGAAUUGGCGAUAUAGACUUUACUAUCGAAGACACGAAAG
Molecule: messenger RNA, 1093 nt
Organism: Uloborus diversus
Lineage: Eukaryota; Metazoa; Arthropoda; Arachnida; Araneae; Uloboridae
Exons: 1
Source: RefSeq, a predicted model, not a curated record